AUGAUCGCUAGCAUCGAAUCUCGAACGCGUCAUUCACAUCAGUAGUCAGUGCGUGUGGUGUAACAUUUAAAUUUGUCUUAUUGAAAGAAAUCCAUAAUUAACGAUGGCAGCGAUAUUACGUGUGAAACGCAGAUAUACAGACGAGCCAUUGAAUGCCUUAGUGAUCUCGUGUAAAAGACAGAAAACUGCAGAGAACGAAGAAGCCGAAACGACAUUAUUAACACCUGUAACCACUGUUGCUAAAUUUGCUGGGACUGUUGAUAAACAGGAAGACAGUGUCGAAGAUAUCAUUCAUAAUUAUGAAAAAGACAAGCUAAAAGCAAAUUUCAAACAACAUCCUGUGGAUGUUCUGAGUAAGGCAAGAAAACUAACGAAACAUGCUUCAGCGGAAAGUCGUUACAAAGUAGUCAGCUUCUUUCGAUCUUUGGACAAUUCCAAUCAUGAAGAUACGAAAGAGAAAUGUACCACAGUAAUCGAUAUAGAAGAUUCAAGAUCUAUGGCAGAGGAAGAGUCUACAGAAAAAGACAACAAUUAUGUAUAUGAUUUGUAUUAUGCACAAACGGAAGACGACAUAUACUUAGAUGAUGAGGUAUUGGUGCAUCCAUAUGAACAAGAAUUGGUUUUCGAUAAUUAUAGAGAUGAAAGUUAUCGAGUCGAAUGUGAGUCAGAGGACUCGAAUUCAGAAUCCAAUUGGAGAAAUGAUUAUCCUGAUUCUGACCAUUCCGAAAGAUCAAUUAAUGAGGAUGAUAUGAGAGAAGCUAUAAUGAACAUGAAAAUAAAUCAAGAAUCCGACUUAUCCGAUGACGAUGAUUUUGUCUAUGCAAUUGAUGAAGCUGAUGUAAAUGCUUAUGGUUACUCGUACGCGAGGUAUAAAGCAAGGCUGAAAGAAGAAUUGGGAGAAUCAGAGGAGGAUAGUCUCUCCGAAGAAUCAGUCGAGGAUAAUUGAAAAAACAUAUUAAGUAAGCUUUAAUGUUAAUAAUAAUAAUUGUGUAUAUACUGUACAAGAGAAUGCUAAGGAUAGGACAGAUAUAUUUUGUUUAUUAAACUUGUUCUCCAAAUUUUAAA
Ceratina calcarata is the source of this 1065-nucleotide messenger RNA. It is a transcript of the gene fs(2)ltoPP43, whose product is annotated as female sterile (2) ltoPP43. The transcript is spliced from 4 exons. Bases 104 to 946 code for a protein of 280 amino acids. Gene Ontology annotation, biological process: developmental process. The record is from RefSeq and is a predicted model, not a curated record. Lineage: Eukaryota; Metazoa; Arthropoda; Insecta; Hymenoptera; Apidae.